AUGACCCUGAGUGAGGCUUAUGAGCACAUCAAGAUCGACUACAACGUUAUGAUUAAUGGGAAGAUGGUAUAUAAGGCCCUCAAGGAAGCAAGGGAGCGUGUGAUUGGCAACGAGAGAGCACAAUACAGCAAAUUGAAGGACUAUCUGUCAGAAAUACAUAGGAGUAACCCAUGGAGCUCCACCAUUCUCGAUGUGACACCAAUCCUUCAGUCUCUUCCACUGUUUAACAGGCUAUACAUCUCUCCAGAUGCAUGUAAAAGGGGUUUUAAAACUGGGUGUAGAAAAUUAAUCGGUCUUGAUAGUUGUUUCUUGAAGGGAUACUUUGGGGGCCAGCUAUUGUCCGCUGUAAGUCAAGAUGCAAAUAAUCACUUCUAUGUGAUAGCAUUCGCUGUUGUUGACAAUGAAACGAAGGAGAGUUGGAAGUGGUUCCUCAUCUUGUUACAAGAAGAUCUUGGAGAUCAAGACAUUCAUGAGUGGAAUUUUAUCUCGGACCAACAAAAGGGAUUAUACAAGGACAAGCAAGUCAAGAAUGUUGUAUGGGAAUGUGCUAAAUGUACCACUGAUGCUAAAUUCCAAGCAAGUAUAAAGAAGUUGAAAAGGAUCAACGAAGAAGCAUGGAGUUACCUAGAAAAAUUUGAGCCUGCUUGCUGGACCAAAGCUCACUUCAGUCACGGGCCAAAGUGUGACAACCUCACCAAUAACAUGUUUGAGGUUUGGAAUGAAAAAAUGGUGAACUACCGGUCAAAAUCAAUUCUUACAAUGUGUGAGGAACUUUGGUGCUAUAUCAUGCGACGGAUGACCAAGUACAAACAAGUAUUGGAGACACACAUCGGAACUGAGAUCGCACCUACUCAACAGAAAAAUCUUGAUGACAUUAUGAAGGAUAUUAGAUAUUGGCGGCUAGUUUGGGUUGGUGAUGAUGAAAGGAGAGUCUUCGAGGUUCAACAAGGCUCCAAGAAGCUUUCUAUCAACCUGUCUACAAACAAAUAUACAUGCAAGACUUGGCAAUUAACUGGUCUUCCUUGCGUUCAUGCACUUGCUACCAUAGCUAGAAGGGGUGACAGACCUGAGACAUAUGUCCACCCUCUGCUUAAGAUUGGGCCAGCAAUAGCAACAUACCAACAUUGCAUACAACUUAAUGUGGUUGAUCAUCCUAAUCCAACUCAGUCCGCAGCUAAUGCACCAGGUUCUGUGUCUAGUAUGGGUGCAGCAAAUUCUGGAGCAACAACUCCCCAAAGUGCAAGGGCCAAGAAGUCUAUCAUUAGGACCAUAAUAUCCUGCACCAGUCCAGUUUAG
Molecule: messenger RNA, 1296 nt
Organism: Arachis duranensis
Lineage: Eukaryota; Viridiplantae; Streptophyta; Magnoliopsida; Fabales; Fabaceae
Exons: 6
Coding region: 1-1296 (431 amino acids)
Molecular function (GO): zinc ion binding
Source: RefSeq, a predicted model, not a curated record